Messenger RNA from Dovyalis caffra, 1008 nucleotides. The record is from the annotation of a GenBank genome assembly. Lineage: Eukaryota; Viridiplantae; Streptophyta; Magnoliopsida; Malpighiales; Salicaceae.
AUGGCUGAAGAGAGUGUUGUUGCUGAUUUGCCACUGAAGAGGCCAAGAGAAGACGAAGAGAACGGGGCCUCUGCUGCCACUGAAGCCAUGGAGAUGGAAACCAACAGCAACGAUUAUAUUUCCUCUGUUAUUCCUGGCUGGUUCUCUGAGAUUAGCCCAAUGUGGCCUGGAGAGGCACAUUCCUUGAAAGUAGAGAAGAUCUUAUUUCAAGGGAAGUCUGACUAUCAGAAUGUUAUGGUCUUUCAGUCAUCAACAUAUGGAAAGGUUUUAAUUUUAGAUGGGGUGAUUCAGCUUACAGAGAGGGAUGAAUGUGCAUAUCAAGAAAUGAUCACUCACCUUCCACUUUGCUCAAUUGCAAACCCAAAGAAGGUUUUGGUUAUUGGUGGAGGAGAUGGUGGGGUCCUACGAGAAGUGGCUCGGCACUCUUCUGUUGAGCAGAUUGACAUGUGUGAAAUAGAUAAGAUGGUGGUUGAUGUUUCUAAAAAAUUCUUCCCUGAUGUAGCAGUUGGGUAUGAGGAUCCCCGUGUGACUCUCCAUAUUGGUGAUGGAGUUGCAUUUCUAAAGGCUGUUCCUGAAGGUACUUAUGAUGCAAUUAUAGUAGAUUCUUCCGAUCCAAUAGGUCCUGCUCAAGAGCUUUUUGAGAAGCCCUUUUUUGAGUCAGUAGCUAAGGCUCUCCGUCCAGGAGGAGUUGUGAGCACACAGGCAGAAAGUAUAUGGCUUCACAUGAACAUCAUUGAGGAUAUUGUGGCAAACUGUCGUCAGAUCUUCAAAGGAUCCGUCAACUAUGCAUGGACUACCGUUCCUACUUACCCAAGUGGGAUGAUAGGUUUCAUGCUUUGCUCGACUGAGGGACCCCCUGUUGAUUUCAAGCAUCCAGUUAAUCCUAUAGAUGCUGAUGAUAAGCAAAGCAAAUCAAAUCCUUUGAAAUUUUACAACUCAGAGUUGCAUACAGCGGCUUUCUGUUUGCCUUCUUUUGCAAAGAAAGUGAUUGAUUCAAAAGCCAAAUAA